ACAGAGAUCAGAGGGUUCAAUGAUGCUCAAAAGGACGAGUACUUCAGGAAACACAUCAGAGAUCCAGAGAUGGCCAGCCGCAUCAUCUCAGACAUAAAAGCAACCCGGAGCCUCUACAUCAUGUGCCAUGUACCGGUGUUCUGCUAGAUGGCAGUAACUGUGCUUCAGGAUAUACUGAGUAAAGACAGCAAGAGUGGGCCAAAGCCUCGAUCUUUACCCACAACCCUCUCUGAAAUGUACAUGCAUUACAUUAAGAUUCAAACAAGUAUCAGUUUCGAGAAGCAUGGACCAACACAGGGGAAACAACUUUCUUUGAUGUCAAAGACAUAAUUUUGAAAUUGGGAAAGCUAGCGUAUCAGAACCUGGACAGUCAAAACGUGCUCUUUACAGAACAGGACUUGACAAACUGUGGCAUUAGUGUCAUGGAAGCUGCUACAUGCCCUGGCCUGUGUACAGAACUUGUUGAAUUAGAGCAUGGACUGUAUCCAAAGAAAGUGUAUUGUUUUGUACACUUAAGUGUUCAGGAGUUCUUUGCUGCGCUGUACGCAUUUCAUGAAUUUGAAAAUGGUAGGAUUGACUCAGUGAAAGCCGUAAUCAAAAAGAGGAAAGGGGCCACUUUGUUAGGUUUUCUCAAAGGUGCUCUGGACAGGGCAUUAGAUAGUAAAAAUGGACACCUGGACCUUUUCGCGCGCUUCCUUUUCGGGAUCUCUCACGACUCCAGCCGGGCAAUCCUUCAAGACAUUCUGGGAAAAACAACCAGUGGUUCAGAAUGCAACAAAAAGUUAAUCGGAUAUAUCAAGAUGUUGAAAAGGAAGGACCUCUCUCCAGAGAGAUGCAUCAACUUGAUCCACUGUCUGCUUCAGCUGAAGGACCGCACCAUUCUACAGAAUGACAACAACAACCAAGUCUCGCCUUCCGACACACAGCCAACUCCAUUUCAGUGUUCUCUCCUGGCGUAUAUGUUCAUUAUGUCAGAAAAGCCUGACGAGUUUGACUUCAGGAAUAACAAAACUUCUGAGGAAGCUUUUCGCAGACUGACUCCUGCUUUGCUGUCUUGCACCAGAGCGUUACUCAACUUUUGUGACAUCACAGCACUGGAGUGUAACACUGUAGCCUCCGUUCUUCAGUCUGAGAAUUCCCACCUGACAGUCUUGGACCUGGGACACAACAACCUGGGAGAUGAAGGGGUGAUCCGACUCUGCUGUGGGCUGCGGAACCCCAACUGCAAGGUGGAAACCCUGAACCUCAGCCACAAUCAUGUGGGAGUUGGCGGUGUCAUGGCAAUCUGCGAAGUGCUGACUUGUCCCACCUCAAAACUCCUGAACUUGGACCUCAGCUGCAAUGACCUUGGGGACCCGGGGGCAGAGUUGCUUGCUUUUGCCCUCCACAAGUGUUGCAAGCUGCAAGCACUGAGGCUAUCUGGCUGUUUGAUCACAUUACCUGAGGAUGUGUCCUCUGUCCUGGCCAUAGCUUUGAGGUCAGCAUGCUUCCAGAUGAAAGAGCUGGAUCUGAGCUACAAUCCCCUCGGAACCGUUGAAUUGGAUUUCCCGCUUCAGCUGAACAUGGACCACGGAGGAGAGAGCAGGAAUAAACCGGGUCUGCAGAAAUAUGCCAUUGAGGUCACACUAGACCUCAGCACAGUAAACGAUUUCCUGUCCCUGUCUGAGGGGAACAGGAAGGUGACCCACCAGAGGAAGAAGCAGGACUAUCCCUUCACCGAAGAGAGGUUUGAUAACUGCAACCAGGUGCUGUGCGAGAAGGGCCUCUGCGGGCGUCAUUACCUGGAGGUUGAGUGUCUACACGACGUACAUAUAGGCAUGGCCUACAAGAUAUUAGAGAGGAAAGGAGCCGGGGAGAAUGUAACGCUGGGACAGAAUGCUGUUUCUUGGGCUUUGUACGCCUCAAAGGAUAAGUUCCUUGCCCAGCAUAAAAAAAUUAUUCACAAUUUACGGCUCCCUGAAAUCAAAUCAAAUGAGUCCUAUAGAAUAGGGGUGUUUCUGGACUGGCCGGCCGGCAUCCUGUCCUUCUACAACAUCUCCUCGGAGUCUGACAAACUGACCCACCUGUACGCAUUCCACACCACAUUCACUGAGCCCCUUUAUCUUGGGCUUAGACUUCAAUCCCCAACAUCAACCAUUUCUCUCAUAGUCAAGUAGCCUACAGUACAUCUAAGCAUUGUCUUUCAGAAAGUAUAUGUGCCACUGGGUGGGGAGGGAGAGGCGUUAUAGAAAAGUUUGUGGCCAUACUUAGGUGCUAAGCUAAUGUAGUAUACUUGAGAACAGAAUGGAUCAUGGGUUUGCAGUACUGUUAUGUUGUAUCUCUACUUUAUUCCUCUUGUUAUAUUUUGUGAACAAAGAAUGUAAAAUAAUGUCCUAUAUACUGUAUAGCCGCUUCAUUUUAAAAGAAUGUCAAAAGCUGGCUAAUGAUCUAACAAUGGAACAAAACUUUGUCUGUGCCUUCAGAAAGUGUUCACACCCCUUGACUUUUUCCACUUUUUGUUGUGUUAAAAAGUAGGAUUAAACUGGAUUUAAUUGUAAUUUUUGGUCAAUGAUAAUAAAAUAAAACUAAUACCAAGGUGGUAGAAA
This is a messenger RNA of Oncorhynchus mykiss (rainbow trout), 2585 nucleotides long. The record is from RefSeq and is a predicted model, not a curated record. NCBI's taxonomy places the organism in Eukaryota, Metazoa, Chordata, Actinopteri, Salmoniformes, Salmonidae.